Messenger RNA from Notolabrus celidotus (New Zealand spotty), 1655 nucleotides. RefSeq names its product glutaredoxin 3 (gene glrx3). Lineage: Eukaryota; Metazoa; Chordata; Actinopteri; Labriformes; Labridae. The record is from RefSeq and is a predicted model, not a curated record. The transcript has a single exon. The coding region runs from base 61 to 1041 and encodes 326 amino acids.
CACAAAGAAGAAGAAGAAGACAUCACAGAGACACCGGAAGUGGAACACACGGUAAGAAAAAUGGCGAAUUUCGUGGAGGCAACAACUCAGCCGCAGUUUGAAGGGUUUUUGGCCAAAGCAGGUAAAUGCCUGACCGUGGUUCACUUCCAGGCACCAUGGGCGCCUCAGUGCGAACAGAUGAACGGGGUGAUGGCGGAGCUGGCCAGGGAACACGCGCACACCACGUUUGUGAAGCUGGAAGCCGAAGCGGUCCCUGAGAUCUCCGAGAAGUAUGAAAUCACCUCCGUCCCCACUUUCCUCUUCUUUAAGGGGGGAGAGAAAGUUGACCGCCUGGAUGGGGCAAAUGCUCCGGAGCUGACUAAGAAGGUAACCCGCUUGGCUGUCACUGGUAGUCCGGCUGUAUCCGGGGACAACAGCGGCGCUCCAGACUUGAACCAACGGCUGAAGAAGCUGAUCAAUGCGGCCCCAUGUAUGCUUUUCAUGAAGGGGUCCCCGCAGGAGCCCAGAUGCGGCUUCAGCAAACAGAUAGUGGCCUUGCUGAAGACGCACAGCAUCCAGUUCAGUAGCUUCGACAUCCUGUCCGACGAAGAGGUACGACAGGGGCUGAAGACCUACUCCAACUGGCCCACUUACCCUCAGCUGUAUGCGAAUGGAGAACUGGUGGGAGGUGUGGAUAUCGUGAAGGAGCUGGCUGAGUCUGGAGAGCUUGAGAACACCUGCCCGAAGGCUGUCACACUGGAGCACCGCCUGAAGACCACCAUUAACAAGGCCCCGGUCAUGUUGUUCAUGAAGGGCAACAAGGAGGCUGCACGAUGUGGCUUCAGCAGGCAGACACUGGAGAUUAUGAACGACGCCGGGGUGGAUUAUGACACAUUUGAUAUUCUGCAGGACGAAGAGGUGCGUCAGGGGCUCAAGACUUACUCUAACUGGCCUACCUACCCCCAGCUCUACGUGAAAGGAGAGCUGAUCGGAGGUUUGGACAUUCUCAAGGAGCUGAAGGAGAGUGGAGACCUGGUGUCAGUGCUGAAGGGGGAGUCGUAGGCGGGCGUGCCAUGCCACCAGAGAGAGGGAGCAAGGAGCUACCACACAUGACCCAGAUCAGCCCUCUGUCACUGAUGUAACACUAGGCCAAGGACCGGAAGUUAAAAAAAGCUAAUUCUUAAAAGAAAAGACAUUUAACAACUAAAUAAUUCACUAGUAACCCCCUCUAAAAGCACUUUGCUUAGUGAACUUUAAGUCAAAACUGCAAGUGCAGUCAAUUGUUUGGUUCUAAUACUGGUUGUGUUCAUUGAAAAAAAAGAUGACAGUAUUUAAAAAUGUUAAAAGUGAAAGUUAUCAAUCCAUGUGCAAGACAUCCCUUUAUAGAUACUUUCUGACUUAUGGACUGUACAUUAAAAUCUGCAGGCUUUAUUUCUGCAUUUCAGGUUUCAGUUAGCUGAACCAUUAUUUGCCAACUUGUAUAGCUUCUAUAUUUCAUCCCAUCACAUCCAUCUCCUGUAAAAAAAAAAAAAAGUUCAUCCUUUUAAAGACAGCAACAAUAUUUAGCUACAUCCAAAAAUAACUUAGUUUUACAUCCUUAGAACAAACUGUGUGGCACUUAAUGACACUGUGAUCAUCAUUUACGAGAUUAAACAAUAAAGAAAAGCUUAAGAGUU